This is a messenger RNA of Fusarium venenatum, 307 nucleotides long. The record is from RefSeq and is a predicted model, not a curated record. NCBI's taxonomy places the organism in Eukaryota, Fungi, Ascomycota, Sordariomycetes, Hypocreales, Nectriaceae.
AAGUACCAACGGAAACGCCGAAGAAGGCUACAAACCCUUCUGGGGGAGCUUUUCUUUGGUGGGGGACGCUCAGAUCAGAGGCGGGCAGGGCAAUAUGGGCAGGGGACUGCCUGACCUGGUCUGUUCUGGGCUGUUGGCGUUUGCUAGCCACUAUCGAGAUGCUGCAUGUAAUGAAUGGGAUGCAGGAAGAGUGCCAGGAUUAAAGGACGAGGGCCUCAAUGGCGUCAUGGAACAUACAGGAAACACGGGCUUGUAUAUAAUGCUCAGCAACCAUGAGUGGUAUCUCCUCCGAAUCCCUCCACGUUAA